Messenger RNA from Acanthamoeba castellanii str. Neff, 1509 nucleotides. Its product is annotated as transporter, major facilitator subfamily protein. The coding region runs from base 1 to 1509 and encodes 502 amino acids. Gene Ontology annotation, molecular function: transmembrane transporter activity. NCBI's taxonomy places the organism in Eukaryota, Discosea, Longamoebia, Acanthamoebidae. Gene Ontology annotation, cellular component: membrane. The transcript has 8 exons. The record is from RefSeq and is a predicted model, not a curated record. Gene Ontology annotation, biological process: transmembrane transport.
AUGGCGCAGUACAUCAACGACGUCCCUCCCUACUCGAGCGACGAUGACGAAAGAGAGGAAGACCAGAGGGAGGAGCUGCUCGACGGGCAGCGACACAGGCACAAGCACAGAUCCUACGAUGACGACCCUUUCCUUCUGGCAGACCCCGAGGUGGUGGAGAAGAAGAAGGGCUUCGACUUCAAAGUGUUGCUGUUCCCUUGCACUCGAGAGGCGUGGCGGAAGCCCAACAUGCUGCACAUCUUUAUCUCCUUCUACCUCUACAUGCUGUCCAUGGCAUUCUCUCAGGCCAUCACACCCCUGGUGAUGAUCGACAUGUGCGGCGGAGACGUAGGCGAGGCCUCAAAAUAUCAGGGCUACUUGUCGGCCACCAACGCCGCCGCCACGCUCUUUACCGCGGCCACGCUGGGCCUCAUCGCCGACCGAUGGGGCCGCAGGACAUGCCUCUUCAUCUCCCUCGCGGGCUUCGCGGUUGACAUGAGCGGGAUGGCAGCGGCAGCGCUGUACGGGUGGAGUGUGUGGCCGCUGUUCUUCACGCGGGCAGUGGGCGGGGCCAGCUCCGGAUUCUACACGGCGGGCUAUGCCUACAUCGCCGACAUCAGCAGCAUGGACAACCGUUCGCAGAACUUUGGCGCCUUCGGCCUGGCCAUGGGGCUCGCCUUCAUGAUAGGUCCCAUCAUCGCCGGAUUGCUGGGCCAGAUCCAUCUUGCGAUCCCGUUGGUGGCAACAGUGGGGUUCACGGUGGUCAACAUCCUGUUCGUGCAAUUCGGCAUGGUCGAAUCCAAGAGCGCGGAGCGGAAGCCGUGGCAGUGGGGCCGCCUCAAUCCGUUCCGCGCGUUCGCCAUGCUCCUCGACAAUUACUACGCUCUCUCCAUCGCGUUGACCUACUUGGUGGGGUUCCUUGCCGAGGAAGGCGUAUUUGCCAUCUCGGUCCUCUUCAUCAAGGACAGAUUCGACUGGGACUCGCUCGAUCUGGGCAUCAUCACGUCCUUCUUCGGCCUCACCUACUGCCUCUCCCAGGGCGUGCUGCUCCGCUUUGUUUUGCCGCGGCUCGGUGAUCGCAAGUCACUCCUGCUGGCCAUGUUCACCGACGCUAUAAGCACGUGGCCGUACGCGGUGAUACCCAGCGGGGGCUACAUCUAUCCGCUCAUGCUGCUCCGGACGGUGGCGUUGAUGGCGAUGCCCAUCAGCAAGGGCAUCAUCUCCAAGCAAUAUGGGCCCGAGAAGCAGGGCGAGCUGAUGGGCGUCGUGUCCGGUCUCAAGACCAUCACCGGCUUCGCCGGGCCGCUCAUGUACAACUCCCUGUUCUCACACUUCUCUUCCGAAUACGACGACCCCGGGUUGGUGUACUACGUGGUGACUGCCAACUCGAUGGUGGCGUUUGUGGCCUGCUGCUGUGUCUUCGUCAUCUUCCCCGAACACAAGACCGGCUACAAGCCGCUCCCCUCAGAAGCCGAGGACAUCAACGGAACGACACUGGAGACAACCGACCAGCUCCGACCUGGCCCUUGA